Vespa velutina is the source of this 622-nucleotide messenger RNA. It is a transcript of the gene UQCR-11, whose product is annotated as cytochrome b-c1 complex subunit 6, mitochondrial-like. The record is from RefSeq and is a predicted model, not a curated record. Gene Ontology annotation, biological process: mitochondrial electron transport, ubiquinol to cytochrome c. The coding region runs from base 138 to 404 and encodes 88 amino acids. NCBI's taxonomy places the organism in Eukaryota, Metazoa, Arthropoda, Insecta, Hymenoptera, Vespidae. The transcript has 2 exons.
CAUGGUGUAGUAGGACAAACGACUGGACAAUAUACUGAUACCGUUUGAAGGUAGUUAUUGGCCUUCCUCGAUAGUCUUAGGAGUACGUUCUUUCUACGUUCGUUUAAAGUUUCAAAAAAUAUAUAUCUUCUUAAAAUAUGUCUUUCAUUCAGAAUUUUAUCAGAAAUUUUGUUCCAAAAGUUAAGGCUGACGACGAAGACGGAGAGCUAGUAGAUCCUCAAACAGUUCUCCGUGAACAAUGUUCAGAGAAACACUGCGAAAAAUUAAAAGAAAUAUUGAACACAUGUAACGAUCGUGUUAAUUCGAGAAAGCAAACCGAAGAAACAUGCCUUGAAGAAUUGGUAGACUAUGUGCAAUGCGUAGAUCAUUGCGUGGCCAAAACUCUUUUCAGCAAAUUGAAAUGAAUUAAUGACAACUUCACAUGGCUAUUGUUGCAAAUAAAUUACAUAGAUUAAUUCAUGUAAGCAUUGUAUAUAUGAUGAAUCCAAUAAUAGAAAUAAAAUGUAACUUAUAGAGGAUGAUUUAUGUCAUAAUGAAAUAAUUAUUUUUCUGUUUUGUAUUUAUAAUUUGGAAAUUGUUUUAACAAAUUUUUACUAUUAAUAAAGUAGUACAAUAAAAAGUA